Monomorium pharaonis (pharaoh ant) is the source of this 1977-nucleotide messenger RNA. It is a transcript of the gene CCT3, whose product is annotated as T-complex protein 1 subunit gamma. The record is from RefSeq and is a predicted model, not a curated record. The transcript has 4 exons. The coding region runs from base 193 to 1845 and encodes 550 amino acids. Gene Ontology annotation, molecular function: ATP hydrolysis activity; ATP-dependent protein folding chaperone; ATP binding. NCBI's taxonomy places the organism in Eukaryota, Metazoa, Arthropoda, Insecta, Hymenoptera, Formicidae. Gene Ontology annotation, biological process: protein folding. Gene Ontology annotation, cellular component: chaperonin-containing T-complex.
AGUCUCAACGGCAUGUAAUUCGUGCUCCUACCUCGUGGGACUUUGCGCCUUCUCAAGUUUCUAUCUUGAAACUAGCUUUGGUACUUUGGUUAGCGUUCCACUGGCGUUGUCCUCGUCCUUUUCUGAAACGGGUGUACACGCCGAGCGUGUGUGAUAACAAGCAAGAAACGUAUAACAAUACAUAAAAACACAAUGUUUGGACCGGGCGCGGGACCGAUUGUAGUUCUCAGUCAGAACACGAAGCGCGACACCGGCAAGAAAGUGCAAAGAGAGAAUAUCCAGGCGGCCAAGGCAAUCGCCGACGUCAUUAGAACAUGUCUGGGUCCACAAGCUAUGCUGAAGAUGCUUAUGGAUCCGAUGGGUGGCAUUGUAAUGACAAACGACGGAAACGCGAUCCUGCGAGAGAUCACUGUGCAGCAUCCUGCUGGAAAAUCCAUGAUAGAAAUUGCCAGGACUCAGGAUGAAGAAGUAGGAGACGGCACCACCUCGGUUAUCGUUUUGUCAGGCGAGAUUCUGGCUACCGCCGAGCCAUUUCUGGAGCAGAACAUGCAUCCCACAGUCAUCAUAAGGGCGUAUCGUCAGGCACUAGAGGAUAUGGUCACAAUCCUUAAUGAGAAGGUCAGCAUCGAUUUGGAUUGCAAUGACAAAGACAAGCUCGUCCAGGUGAUAAACUCCUGCACUGGCACUAAGUUCAUCAGACGCUGGUCCGAAUUGGCCUGCCAGAUCGCCCUCGACGCCGUUCACACGGUGAUGCUCGAGGAGAACGGCAGGCGGGAGAUCGACAUCAAACGCUACGCCAAGGUAGAGAAAAUACCUGGUGGCACGAUAGAGGAUAGUACCGUUCUGAAGGGCGUGAUGAUUAACAAGGACGUGACGCAUCCGAAGAUGCGACGCUACAUCAAGGAUCCAAGGAUAGUACUGUUGGACUGUCCAUUAGAGUACAAGAAGGGAGAGUCACAGACGAACAUUGAGAUCAUGAAAGACAUUGACUUCACGAAGAUUCUGGAGCUGGAGGAGGAACACGUGAAGAAGAUCUGUGAGGACGUUAUCUCGGUGAAGCCAGACGUCGUGAUAACAGAGAAGGGCAUAUCAGAUCUAGCUCAGCAUUACCUCGUGAAAGCCGGCGUGUCCGCGAUACGCAGGCUACGAAAGAGCGACAUCAACAGAGUCGCCCGCGCCUGCGGCGCCACCGUUGUCAAUCGUACGGAAGAGCUGAAGGAAGAGGACGUUGGCACAAGGGCCGGUCUCUUCGAGAUCAAGAAACUCGGCGACGAUUAUUUCUGUUUCAUCACAGAAUGCAAGGAUCCCAAAGCCUGCACCAUCAUUCUGAGAGGUGCCAGCAAAGAUAUCUUGAAUGAGACCGAGAGAAACUUACAGGAUGCGUUACAUGUUGCCAGAAAUCUCCUUAUCGAUCCAAAGCUUGUACCAGGUGGCGGAGCAGUGGAAAUGGCGGUAUCCCGACUCUUGACGGAAAAGGCAGCGGGUCUCGCGGGCGUUGAGCAGUGGCCGUACAAGGCAAUCGCCCAGGCCUUGGAGAUCAUUCCCAGAACGCUAGCGCAGAAUUGUGGCGCAAACACCAUCAGGACUCUGACGGCGUUGCGAGCUAAACACGCGACAGAAGGCACCACCUGGGGCAUCGAUGGCGAGACGGGAAAACUGGUUGAUAUGAAGGAACGCGGUAUCUGGGAGCCGUUAUCCGUGAAGUUACAGACGUACAAAACGGCGAUUGAAACCGCUAUUCUGUUAUUGAGAAUAGACGAUAUCGUUUCCGGAAGUAAAAAGAAGAAAAAUGAGAACGAAACCGCACAGCCGAGUCAAGUUACGGAGGAGUCUAUGAAAGAAUAAGUAUCGUUGAAUAUCCAUUGAAGCCUAACUCAUUUUUAAGAUCCAAUUAUUUUGCACUUUCUCUCUUUCGUGUGUCUAUCAGAUUUCUAUCAUUAUACGCAUUUUCAAAAAAUAAAGACAAAGUGCCCUGGU